CGAGAUCUUGCUCCGGGACCGCAAGGAUGUGAGGCUGGCGAGCCGGCUACCGCUUGCAGCACCGGAGGGGCGCGCCGCAAGGGCGGGCAGCAGACCUUGGGGACCUCGGGAGCGGAGUCGGACCCCCCCGCCCCGGAGGGAAGAAAUGAGGUAGCGACCGUCCCCGGAGCCGACGAUGCGCGCGCCCCGCCCUCGGCGCCCCACGCUGCCCUGGCGGAGCCAGCCGGGACAGUGAGCCCGCCGAGUCCGAGUCCCUGCGUCCGGCCGGAGCGAAGAUGCAGUGAGCCACCGCCGGAGUGCUGCGCCGGGCCCGCCGCGGCCAGCCGGGGCAGCAUCUGACCGCACUCGGGGCAAGCCGCACAUUCUGGGAUCAACCCCGCCGAGGGGCUCUCGGUUUCCAGCACCCCCUGGGGGAGGGAGCCCGGACCCCUGGGCACACUCGCUAUCGAGUUUCCGCUCUUUCUAGUUCCAGCCUUGGGGAGUGUGUGUGUGUGUGUGUGUGUGAGAGAGAGAGAGAGAGAGAGAGCGCGAGCGAGCGCGAGCGAGCGCGGGGGCCCUUUCCAGGUUCACCGAGGAGUUCCUGCAUAUUCUCGCCCCGUCCCGGCUGCUUUGGCUGGGGCUCCCUCUGCGCGCGCGCAUCUCUUUUUAACGUUCCACUCUGAUUUCGUCUUUCUCUCAAUUUGCUUGCCUAAGACUCUUUGCGCUCGUCCUUGCCCUGGCUGGGGUAAAUCUGUGCACGCUCCUCCCCGCCCUCCCCCCCGCCCCCAACUCGCAGCUGAUUAUUUUGUUCUCUUUUAAAAUUUUAACCCGUACCCACUUCGGCGGGGUCCCUGAGGACGAUACUCCCUAAGCCCCUCUCUACCAGUGGGCCACUCCCAGCUUAGUUUUAUUUUUCUGUCUUGCCCGGGCCGAGCCCGGCCAGGGCGGGUGGCUCAACGGGGCUCGUACCUGGCGCUCCGUCGCCGCCGCCCAGCUGCGCGGGGGCGCCCUCCGGAGAUGCUGCCGUGGAAGAAACACAAGUUCGAGCUGCUGGCCGAGGCGCCGCCACGGCAGGCGUCCAAGCCUAAGGGCUACGCGGUGAGCCUGCACUACUCGGCGCUCAGUUCGCUGGCGCGGGCGUGCCCCGAAGGCGCGCUCAGCCGGGUGGGCAGCAUGUUCCGCUCCAAGCGCAAGAAGCUGCACAUCACCAGCGAGGACCCCACUUACACUGUGCUCUACCUGGGCAAUGCCACCACCAUCCAGGCGCGCGGCGACGGCUGCACUGACCUAGCGGUGGGCAAGAUCUGGAGCAAGAGCGAGGCUGGUCGUCAGGGCACCAAGAUGAAGCUGACUGUGAGCGCGCAGGGUAUCCGCAUGGUGCAUGCCGAGGAGCGCGCGCUGCGCCGCCCGGGCCACCUUUACCUACUGCACCGCGUUACCUAUUGCGUGGCAGACGCGCGGCUGCCCAAGGUCUUCGCCUGGGUAUACCGGCACGAGCUCAAGCACAAGGCGGUAAUGCUGCGCUGCCACGCGGUGCUGGUGUCCAAGCCCGAGAAGGCUCAGGCUAUGGCCCUGCUGCUGUACCAGACGUCGGCCAACGCGCUGGCGGAAUUUAAACGGCUCAAGCGGAGGGACGAUGCGCGUCACCAGCAGCAGGAGCUGGUGGGCGCGCACACCAUCCCGCUAGUGCCUCUGCGCAAGCUGCUCCUGCACGGACCCUGCUGCUAUAAGCCACCGGUGGAACGCAGCCGCAGCGCGCCUAAGCUGGGCUCCAUCACCGAGGACUUGCUCGGUGAACAGCAGGAGCAGGAGCUGCAGGAGGAAGAGGAAGAGGAGCGCACGGAGAGCUGCCUGGAGGAGGAGGAGGAGGUGGACCGUGCUGAGGAGGGGGACGCGGCAGCGGAAGAGGCCGAGGCGCAGCGAGCGCUGGUGGUGGCCAUGCACUUGGAAUGCGGGGACUUGCUGGACACACUGGAAAGUGGCCGCGAGGAGGCACUAGGGGGUGGCGGGGUCUCCCUGGGCCCUGGGGCUGGGCCGCCGCCUCUGCUGCUGGGCAGCGCCUCGGACAUGAAGGCCGAGCUGUCUCAGCUUAUUAACGACCUGGGAGAACUCAGCUUCGGCAACGACGUGCGCAGCCUGCAGGCCGACUUGCGGGUGACGCGCCUGUUGUCCGGCGAGAGUACCGGCAGCGAGAGCUCCAUCGAAGGCGGGGGCCCGGACGCCACCUCCCCUGCUACCGCAGCGGACCGGUCGGGUCCUAACGACGGCGCCAACCCAGAGGAGCCCCACUCGGGUUGAGAUCUCAGCAGCCCCCUGCGCGCACCUCUCGCGCCCCACCGUGACUCCCCACCUGUCUUUUGGACAACGCACAUCUCCUCCGUCCCCCGCCCGCCCUCAGGAAAGGGGAAAUGGGACACUUGAGGCCCAGAGUUACCCUGGCCCUCUCCUUCAGCACACUUGGCUCUGUUUGAAGCGGGGCUCAGGUUGCGUGUGGAGAUGUGCGAGAGGUCAGACUGCAUGGAGGGAGAGACAGGGCUGGGGGCGUGAGGGUGGAGGGCAGGCAGACGGUGAGAAAAGGGCCCGCUGGUUAGCAAGGGAUGCCUGCCAGCUGGCCAGUUUCCUGUUUGUGGGGCAGCUGGGGCCUGAGGAAGAGGGGUUAAUUUCCUCCCCUGACCGGACCCAGUAACAGGGAGCGGCCUAGCGCUGUCAUUGACAUGUCAUUAAAAAACAUUUUCUCUCUCUCUCUCUCUCUCUCUCUCUCUCUCGCAACGUUUUAGGCUGUAAUGCCACCUCCUUGCCCCCAGUCUUUUUGGUGCGAGAGCUUGGGUUGUUUACCUCAGACUCAGACCCUUGAAAUUCUGCCAAAUUCCUCAAAUAAUUGUUUGGGGAUGGAGGUGGGGGAAAAUGGAAGAAAGUUGCAUUUUGUUUACAGUUAAAGACGUCUAAUAUCUUUAAAACAACAAAAAAGGAGUUUUCCUUUAAAAACACUCCUUCUGCUCAAAAGAUCUCCCUCCAUGAUACUGUGUAAAAUAUUUUGCACUGUUGUGAAGUAUUUUUGACAUUUUUUUUUUGUAUAUAACUGUGUUCCCAGAGCUAAAUGUUUAUAUCUUUUGCUGUGCAAAAGGGACAUGUAAAAUGUUGUUCAGCUGUAUAUACAGAAAUGGGUAUAAAACAUUUUGUUAUUUUUUAAGAGUAGCACUGCUCUGGUUGUGUUUGCACGCCAGUGGGGAGAGAAUAAAGAGGACAAUGUCACAGAACAGGUGAGCGUCUGGAAGUGCUGCUGAAAAUUCUGGGGGGCCACAGGGCUGGAAGAGGGCCUGGCCAUUGGUGCCAUGGCGCGGUAGGACAGGGUUUGGCCUUCACGGUGCUUGGAGGUGAUUCCAGAACCCGCUGUUUGCGUAGUCCAGGGCCUCUGUCGCUCUCCAGCAGGGUGGGCGCUGCGGCUGGGGCCAGCCCUUGCUUUCUCUUUGAGCCUAUCCUCCCAUAUUCUUCAUGCAGUAAACUGUGGCGGUGUGGACUUUCUGGUCUCUCGGAGUUAAUUCUUGGAGGUACAGGGUGAGUUCUGUUCCUCACUCUCAGACUUGUGAGGUAAUUUAGGAAGGAGUGACUUUCAAGGUCUUCUGAGGUUUUACCACCUUCUUCUGUGGGUCACCUUUUCCCUUACAAACAGCACAAGGGGCUUUAAAGAUCAACCGGAGACCUCAAGAAAGUGUCCUGGGGCUCUGUGAGGAGUGGGGCCAUCUCUGUUUUUCCUGGAGGAAAAUCAAGAGAGGGGAAGGUUGGUAAGUUCUGAUCAUGGCGCGAAUGAGUCAUGACGCAGGUGGGGCCGGUGGGGAGGCCAGCGGAAGAACCUAUUUCCUUCCCUUCUACAACCCAGCGUGACCCAGUGGGGGAAUAGUGUGGAGGUCAAGGCAGACAAGAACUGGUAGAGCUUGGGGUGUGUGUGUGUGUGUGUGUGUGUGUGUGUGUGUGCAGGCUUUCUGUGAGCUUGUUUCUGUUGUAAACUCCAAACAGAUGUCUCUGGUUUGGCUAUACCCGAUCAGCCGGAAGUUGUAAUGAGACACUGCCAAAACUGUGCCUUCCUCAAAUUAUUUUCUUCCCUUUGCCCCUUUGGGCUCCAUUUCCUGUGUUGCAGAAAUGAUCCCGCUUCUGGCCUUCCAUGCUGUCCUGAGGCCGUUCUGUUUUUGUUUUCGUCGUAAUUAUGUUUUGGACAGCUAGACCCACAGAUCCUGAGGAGUCUGGAAUUUGUUAGAACCAUAGAGGGAUGGUGAAAGAUUGUCUUCCUAAUUAACAGAGUUGGUUUGGGCAUAAGAUUAACUUGAGAAACGUGGGGCGCUUGGGUGUCUCAGUUGGUUAAGCGACUGCCUUCGGCUCAGGUCAGGAUCCUGGAGUCCGGAUUGAGUCCAGUAUCCGGCUCCCAGCUCCACCGAGAGUUGGCUUCUCCCUCUGACCUUCUCCCCUCUCAUGCUCUCUCUCACUUGCUCUCUCAAAUAGAUAAAUAAGAUCUUUGAAAAUAAAGAAAAGAUUACCUUGAGGAACGAAAAGCAAUGUGUAAGUGGGUGGGAAAUAACUAAAAAAAUACUCAGAUUCACUUUUUAAGGGCAUUAAGACAAGGUCCAGGCUUUUGAAUCUUAUAUUUUGGUUUGAUUCAGAGUCCCUACCCCUCUGCCCAAAUACCUCAGAUAUACAUCAUUGCAUGAGCUUUAAAACCCCCAUGUAGAGAGAGGUCGGGAGAGUCUAGUCCUCCCCUCCCCAGAUACUCACACCAUGUGCUUUCUGUACAGCUCUCACCAGCCUGGCAGGCAGCUGUGUGGCCCAUCACUAUCUUGCAUGACUGGAUUUCACAUUUGAAAUUAUUUUCACACAUUGCCAAGUUCCUGUGCUCUUUGAAACAGAUAAGAACAUUAAAGAGGGUGAAGAUCACGUGGCUGGUACAUGGUGGUGGGGCAGGGUCUGUGUGUCUUCACCCCCCCUCCUUUUUUUUAAGAUUUAUUUGAGAGAGAGAGUGUGUGUGAGAGAGAGAGAGAGAGAGAGAGAGGGAGAGAGCGAGAGAGUGGGGGGAGGGGCAGAAGGAGAGAGAAUCUCAAGCAGACCCCACUGAGCACGGAGCCUGAUGCCGGACUCCAUCUCAUGCCCCUGAGAUUAUGACGUGACCCGAAAUCAAGAGUUGGGCAUGUAACCAACUGAACCACCCAGGUGCCCCUGUGUGUUUUCAUUCUUAACCAGUUAAUGGUUUAAUGCCAAUGCCAAGGUUGGCUUUUAUCUGUGACUGAUGGGGGUAGGGCGAUUGGUCAGAAAGUGCAGACAAAUGACAUUUAAACCAACACCAUCAAUAAAUGGAAGGCAACUGUUUCUUUAA
Molecule: messenger RNA, 5338 nt
Organism: Mustela lutreola (European mink)
Lineage: Eukaryota; Metazoa; Chordata; Mammalia; Carnivora; Mustelidae
Gene: FAM43A
Product: family with sequence similarity 43 member A
Exons: 1
Coding region: 997-2277 (426 amino acids)
Source: RefSeq, a predicted model, not a curated record